Molecule: messenger RNA, 1381 nt
Organism: Peromyscus leucopus (white-footed mouse)
Lineage: Eukaryota; Metazoa; Chordata; Mammalia; Rodentia; Cricetidae
Gene: Suclg1
Product: succinate-CoA ligase GDP/ADP-forming subunit alpha
Exons: 9
Coding region: 146-1186 (346 amino acids)
Biological process (GO): tricarboxylic acid cycle
Cellular component (GO): succinate-CoA ligase complex (ADP-forming); mitochondrion
Molecular function (GO): succinate-CoA ligase (ADP-forming) activity; succinate-CoA ligase (GDP-forming) activity
Source: RefSeq, a predicted model, not a curated record
GUCCUUUUCUUUCCCUCCCGUGACUAUCACCGUCCCAGAAGAGGCUUUGAGGAGAGCAAUUCAUUCAGGCUCCUAUUCUAGACACCUUUCUCCGCGAGCAAAGCUCCGUGCUAGGUCCCGGGGGCCUGGGAGUGUCAUUGGGGGAAUGACCGCAGCACUAGGUGCUGCAGUUGCCACUGCCACCAUGGUCUCCGGCAGCAACGGCCUCGCCGCCGCCCGCCUGCUGUCGCGUACCUUCCUCCUGCAGCAGAAUGGGAUACGGCAUGGGUCUUAUACAGCUUCCCGGAAACACAUCUAUAUCGAUAAAAAUACGAAGGUUAUUUGCCAGGGAUUCACUGGCAAGCAGGGUACCUUUCACAGCCAGCAGGCUUUGGAUUACGGCACCAAAAUCGUGGGAGGAACCACGCCAGGGAAGGGCGGCAAGACACACCUGGGCUUGCCCGUCUUUAAUACUGUGAAGGAAGCCAAAGAGAAAACAGGAGCGACAGCUUCUGUCAUUUAUGUGCCGUCUGCUUUUGCCGCUGCUGCCAUCGAUGAAGCCAUUGACGCCGAAGUUCCCUUGGUUGUGUGCAUUACUGAAGGUAUCCCACAGCAGGACAUGGUGCGGGUCAGACACAAGCUGACGCGGCAGGGGAAGACCAGGCUGAUUGGGCCCAACUGCCCUGGAAUCAUCAAUCCCGGAGAAUGCAAAAUUGGCAUCAUGCCUGGCCAUAUUCACAAGAAAGGAAGAAUAGGUAUUGUGUCCAGAUCUGGCACGCUGACUUACGAAGCAGUUCACCAAACAACCCAGGUUGGCCUGGGGCAGUCCUUGUGCAUUGGCAUUGGAGGUGACCCCUUUAAUGGGACAAAUUUUAUUGAUUGCCUUGACAUCUUCCUGAAAGAUCCGGCCACAGAAGGCAUCAUACUGAUUGGUGAAAUUGGUGGUCAUGCUGAAGAACAAGCUGCCGAAUUCUUGAAGGAACAUAAUUCAGGGGCAAAUUCCAAGCCUGUAGUGUCCUUCAUUGCUGGUAUAACUGCUCCCCCUGGCAGAAGGAUGGGCCAUGCAGGGGCCAUUAUUGCUGGAGGAAAAGGUGGCGCUAAAGAGAAGAUCGCUGCCCUUCAGAGUGCGGGGGUUGUUGUGAGCAUGUCCCCCGCACAGCUGGGAACCGCCAUGUAUAAGGAAUUUGAAAAGAGGAAGCUGCUAUGAAGGACAUGACAUGAAGUUCUUUAAAGCUGUGGAAGAACCCUUGUAGACUGAGAGUCAGUCCAGAGUGUUGGCUCACGCAUCUGACACUGGCUCUCAUCACAUGGGAAACCAGGCAAAUUUUAGAAUGUCCGAAAUUGAGCUAUUUUCACGUACUGUGUAACAGAGACAGAUAAUAAAUCUAUCAUUUGAUUUGAA